This is a messenger RNA of Salvia hispanica, 1567 nucleotides long. RefSeq lists its product as uncharacterized. Lineage: Eukaryota; Viridiplantae; Streptophyta; Magnoliopsida; Lamiales; Lamiaceae. The record is from RefSeq and is a predicted model, not a curated record.
AAUCACAAGAAAAAAAAUAAAAUGAAAAAAAAUUAAUCUGCUUUUUCCAUUCUCUCUUCUUCCCUUCUGAAUCAAGCAAAAUCCACAUUGCAUUUAUACAUACACUAUACAUACAACCGCUUCGUCGCCCUCAUUUCUGUUUACGCGCCGUUUUCUCCCCAACCAAAGCAGCCAUAAAUCUCGCAAGAAAAUCCAGCUUUCUCACUCAAUUACUCAUCUCACAUUUCAAUUCGGCUGCAUCCUUCUUGGAUUUCUCAAAAAAAAAUGGGGAAUUGUUUGGGGACAACGAAGAAAUCGGCGGCGGAGAUCGCGCCGUCGGAGCUGAUGAAGCCGGCGCCGGUGAUAAAGCUGUACGGGCAUCCGGACAGCUUCGCGACGUCGCACGUGAGAUUAGCCCUCUCGUACAAGCCGGUGACGCUCCAAUUCGUGCCCUCCGACGCGCAAGAAAACCCUACGAUUAUGUACCGGAACGACGUCGUCACGGGCUCGGUGGAGGAGAUUCUCAGGUAUCUGGACGCGAAGUUCCCCGACCCGCCGGUGUCGGCGGCGGGGAGCGUGUGGGGGUGGUGCGGGGAGAAGACGCCGGCGGUGGUGUGGGUGGUGAUGCUGCAGCAUCGGAGCAUGGGCUGGCAUCUGGAGAGGAUGGAGAAGUGGGCGGAGGACAUGGUGGCGCGUGGGGGGAACGCGAGGGGGGAUCCGUCGAUGGGGAGCCCGAGGAUGGAGGUGAAGAAGUUCGCAAAGAGCUACUCGCAGCUGCAGCAGGUGUUGCUCGAGCACGCGCAGAUGGAGGAGAAGGUCAUGUUUCAGAUCCUCGAAUCCGCCGAUCGAGGGUUGUGCAAAUCUGCGAACGAGGAUCACGCAAGAGACCUACCUAUAAUGAAUGGUAUAAAAGAGGAGAUUAAGAUAAUAGGAGUCAUGAAUGCCGGGAGCCCAGACUACCAAGAGGCCCUCGGUCGCCUCUUGUCCCGUCUCAAGAAACUAAAGGAAAACUGCAAGCAACACUUUGAAGAGGAGGAGCGCGAGCUGCUGCCACUGAUGGAGGCAACGGACUUGAACAAGGUGCAGCACGAGAAAGUGCUGCAGCAGUCCUUGGACGCGAUGCGCGAGACGCACUCUCACCUGUUCCGUUUCUUCAUGGAAGGGCUGUGCCCUCAAGACGGGAUGCACUACUUUGGGUUGAUCAAGAGAUACUGCGACAACGUUCGAGCAUCGCUUAUGCUGCACAUGACGGUUGAGCAGUGAAAUUGCCAAUAUUCUUACAAGGUAAUUAAAAAGGUAGCUUUGCUGCUAUUUUUUUUAUCUGUUUCUCAACAGAGGGUGGUUGGUUUCCUUGCAUUGCCAUCAGAAGUUGUGAUUGUGCCAUUAGUGAUUUUUUUGCUUUGGUUUGUUGAAAAGCAUGAUUUCCACAUCCCACCAAACCUGGUUUGUAUAUCCAUCACCAAAACUGUUUCAUUGUAGAAAGUUAUGAGGAUUCAUAUUUUUCUUGAAUUAGAGUUUCUAAUCUUUGUUUGAUACAACUACAAGUGUAUGUAUAUAUGUAUUUCAAUACUAUUAGACAGUUUGAGCA